Capronia coronata CBS 617.96 is the source of this 1683-nucleotide messenger RNA. RefSeq lists its product as uncharacterized. The transcript is spliced from 2 exons. Bases 1 to 1683 code for a protein of 560 amino acids. The record is from RefSeq and is a predicted model, not a curated record. NCBI's taxonomy places the organism in Eukaryota, Fungi, Ascomycota, Eurotiomycetes, Chaetothyriales, Herpotrichiellaceae.
AUGGAGACCGCACCUCUGACUCUCGCGCAUACGCAUGCUCGAAAUGCGGCCCUUGAAACUAGACGCUCCAACCCCGUCGCUGCGAGCGAGGAGCAUGAUUUGGCAGCGGCCGAAUUUGCAAGCGCAGCCCAAAGUACAUCGGAUCUGGAGGCCGUGCGAAUACUGAAUCUGCUUGAACAACAUCACAAGAGACUGGGACAGAUAUUGAGAUCGAGCCAUGAAAGACCGGCUGGCGGAGAUGCACCCCAACCAGCGCCAACAGGACCUGCGCCCACACCCACUCCUGUGACCGCGCCGUCACCACCGAAGCAGAAGCAAUCUGAAGCGCCGGAGAGGCCGCCGUCACCGGAGACGACAUCCCAUCCUCCAAAACUGCCCAAAGGAUUGCGACCCAGCGCACGCGACCUGUCCUCCUCCAUUGUAAGCAAUCUGGCUUCCGCCAGAGGAAUCCCUCCAAGGGGCCGUCAGAAACGGCCGACACCCAUCUUGCCACAGGUGUCCAACCAACAUGCAGACGGACACAAUGCGCAAGAAGAGUCCAAAGCAAAGCCUGUAUCAAAACAAAGCAUAGACAACAGCAAUGAUGCUCUUUCGUCAAUGUCCAAGCAAUCGCGACCUUCCUGGGCGCCACCAGUGCAGUCCGAAGCAGCGGGGCCAGAUGCCGGCGAGGAAGGAGAAGGACAAAUCUCAGAUGCGCCCUUCCAGCAAUUCUAUGCCACUUUUGAGAAUCUGAUAUCGAAACUCAGCGCCCCGCUAGCAUUUGCAGGACUUCCACUAACCACUGCGGCGUCCCCCUCGGCCAAACCGCCCGCUGCCCCCGCGCAAGCUUCACCCAAGACUCCCAGGGCGCCGACACGCGCAACACUUGCAGCGCCAUCGAUUGACUAUUCGCAGCUGAUUUCACGUGCAGCUCUACGGGCGGUUUCGGGAACGGGCAGCCCGUCCCACAAUCCGUCGGAAUCGUUCUACGUGGUUCCGACCACCGGCGGCACCAUAUCCUACGCAGACAUCAUGAAUCGGGCCGAACGCGAAGAGGCUCGCGGGCUGCGACAUCACCGACAGACCUCGAAUUUAUCCAACAUAUCGGAAGACGACUUCGUCGAUGCCCAGAGCAGAAUCCUCCCGCACAGGGCACGCGAGAGUGCUGGACCUGGCCGGUUCAAUCGGCGCGGUGCCGCUGGCGACGAGGCCAAAGUCAACGGCAAGACCAUGGAGGAGCUCGCACUGGAAAACCAAGCCCUAAAGCACCUGUCCGAUACGCUAUCGCGACGGCUCCAUGUUUUUGAAAUGUCCGCCCAGACGUCCUCUGCGGCCCUGGCCCAGAGUAUUCGCUCACUGCAGCGCUCGCCGGUCACCACGCCGUUGCUCUCGCCCCAGAACUCGCGGGGCAAGACAAGUGCGAAGGCCCUGGACGCCGGCUCGGACGAUGCGAUGGCCAGACGAAUUGCGGAACUUGAGGAGAUUCUGCGCAGAAGCGAUGCCCGGCUGCGGAAGAAAGACGAGGAAAAUGCCAAACUCCGAGACACACUGUCCAAGUAUCGAGAGAAAUGGGACAGUUUGAAGGCCGGAGCCAAGGCGAGAAGGGAAAGAGAACGCGAGACCAAGCCCAGCAAGGCUGGGGAGAAGACGUCUCAGGGAGACGCGAAAGAGACGUCAGAUAAGCCUGGGCCUUCAGCGGCUUGA